Molecule: messenger RNA, 2604 nt
Organism: Geodia barretti
Lineage: Eukaryota; Metazoa; Porifera; Demospongiae; Tetractinellida; Geodiidae
Source: the annotation of a GenBank genome assembly
AUGCGGGCGCUAAACGAAUGGCAACCAAGCCACGUCGCCGUCGCUUUCGACACACCGUCUCCAACCUUCCGCCACGAACGCUUCCCGGCAUACAAGGCGCAACGGCCGCCCACGCCUCUGGAACUGCGGGGUCAGUUCGACCGCGUGAAAGAGUUGAUGGCAACGUUCUCCGUGCCGAUUUACGAAUUGCCCGGCUACGAGGCCGACGACGUCAUUGGCACGCUUUGCCGGCAAGCCGAGGCCGCGCAUGUGCCCACGGUGAUUCUCACCGGAGACCGCGACACUUUCCAGCUUAUUUCCCCGCUGAUUCGCGUGGACCUGGCCAGCAGCGAGCGCGACCGGCGGAUCGUGGACGAGGAGGAAUUGGCCGCCAGGUACGGCGGGCUUACGGCAGAACAACAGCCGGAUUACAAAGCGCUGGUUGGCGACAAAUCGGACAAUAUACCCGGAAUUCCCGGCGUUGGGGACAAGACGGCGACAACCCUGCUGACCAACUACAGCACGCUGGAAGGCAUAUACGAGAAUCUGGAACAGAUCACUCAGAAGAGGGUGCAGAACAACCUGGCGACCAACCGGGACGAGGCGUUUGAAUAUCGUUUUCUGACCACGAUCAAGUGCGAUUCGCCGACUACGCUCGAUCUCGACGCCUGCAAGUUCGGCGACUACGAACGUUCCGACGUGGUCGCCCUGAUGACGGCCCUGGAAUUCCACAGCAUAGUGGGACGAGUGCCUUCACCUGAUGCGCCGUGGGCUACAGCUUCGGAUAGCGCCGGUCACGCUCCCGUCCCGGCGGCCGCCGCGUCGGACGUGGCGAUGGACUACGAUUACCGCGUCGUCGACACGCCGCCAGACUUGGACGCGAUGAUCGCCGCCAUCCGGGACGCUGGCUCCUUUGCGUUCGACACCGAGGCCAGCGGGACUGACCCAAUGUCGGCCGAGUUGGCCGGAUUGAGUUUUUCCAUCGAAGGCGGCCAGUCGUGGUACGUACCGGUAGGGCACAAGUCGGGACAACAAUUGCCCUUGGACGAGGUGAUGGCCGCGGUGCGACCCUUGUUUACCGGUGAAGGUCUAAAGCGCGCGGCCCACAACGCCAACUAUGAUCUGACGCUGCUAAGCAACUAUGGAGUGGACCCAUACCAGGUUGUUGACCACGACACCAUGAUUGCAGCUCACCUCCUGGGCAACGGCCGGGUGGGCCUGAAACCCCUGGCCCUUUCAAUACUCGGUCGGGAAAUGACCGAGAUCACCGAACUUAUCGGGAAGGGAGCCCGCCAGAUAACCUUCAACGAGGUUGAGAUCACCGAUGGCGCACCGUACGCUGCGGCGGACGCGGACUGCACGCUGCGCUUGCGUCGGCACUUUGACCCGCCAUUGGCAGCACAAGGCCUAGUCGACCUGUUUGCGGAUGUCGAACUGCCGCUGGUGCCGGUGUUGGUCGAGAUGCAGCGCGCAGGAGUCCGGUUGGACGCGGGCAUCCUCCACGAGAUGUCGCGCGACCUGCACGAACAACUGGAACAGAUCCAAGCGGAACUUUUCAACUCUAUCGGCCACAGCGUCAACAUCAAUUCGCCCAAGCAGUUGAGCGAUCUGCUUUUCGGAGAGUUGGGUUUGCCGAAGUCACGGCGUACCCGGUCGGGUUUUUCCACCGAUGCCAACGCCCUGGAGGCGUUGAAAGGUUUGCAUCCGGCGGUGGACAAGAUCCUGGACUACCGGCAAGUUUCCAAGCUGAAGUCAACCUACGUCGACGCGCUACCGGAGAUGGUGAACUCGGUCACCGGCCGGAUCCAUACGUCGUAUCACCAAACCGGGUCGGCCACCGGCAGGGUCAGCAGCAGCGAUCCCAACCUGCAAAACAUACCAGUCCGAACUGAAUUGGGCCGCCAAGUCCGCCGCGCAUUUGUGGCCGACUCCGGAUGCCAGCUGCUUUCAGCGGACUAUUCUCAGAUUGAGCUGAGGGUGCUGGCUCAUAUGUCGCAGGACCCUUCGCUACUGGAAGCGUUCCGGAGAGGAGAGGACAUUCACGCCGCGACCGCGAGCCAGAUGUUCAGCGUGGCCAUCAAUGACGUGGACGCGGAGCAGCGCCGGAUCGCCAAGGUGCUUAAUUUCGGCGUGAUCUACGGCUUGGGACCAUACGGGAUAUCGCAACAGACGGGGUUCAGUCGCGAGGAGGGACGCCAUUUCAUCGAUACCUAUCUUUCACGGUACCCGGGCAUCAAUGGUUACCUGGAGUCCGUGAAGGAGCGGACCAGGAACGUGAUGUACGCGGAAACCCUGCUGGGAAGGCGCCGGUACCUGCCGGAUAUACAAUCCACAAAUCACAACACUCGCGCGGCUGCUGAGCGGAUGGCGAUAAACAUGCCGAUCCAGGGGACGGCUGCGGACAUCAUGAAGAUAGCCAUGAUCAACGUGCGCGCCCGGAUGAUCAAGGAGCAAAUGCGCUCCAGCAUGAUAUUGCAGGUCCACGACGAGUUGGUGUUUGAAGUACCGGAUGAUGAAAUGGACGUGAUGACCGAGCUGGUGACGGACGAGAUGCCGGCGGCAAUGGAUCUCGACGUCACGCUCAGGGUGGAUGUGAAAUCCGGCUACUCCUGGGGCGACUUCUGA